AUGUCAUCUAUUCAAUCUUCUCAAGGAGCAUUGAGUGCUGCUUCAUCAUCUGCGGCAGUUGGUGUGAUUGCUACAUUGCAAGCAAUGAUUAGUAGGUCUACAAACACACCAUUUGGCAACCAGAUAGUACUUGGCAUACAACAGGGCAUUGGUUACUUGUUGAUCGGUACCGGUGUCGCACUCAUGACAUCAUUCGCACGUAACCUCUUUGGUCAAGUCAAACACAGCCUCUUUGUCACCAUCACAGUCGAUAGCAAGGAUAAGACAUUCGAGGCACUGCUACAAUGGAUGUCAAACAACGUCAUAAUCAAACGUGCGACACAACUAAAUGCCGAGACCGUCUACUUUGGCACGGACAAGAACCCUCGUGUAAUCUUUGUACCGUCUGUGGGCAAGCAUCGCAUCAGCUACAAGGGCAAGACAGUGUGGAUCAACAGAAUACGCGAUGCCACCUUUGACAUGGCAUCGGGCGCACCGUUCGAGUCGAUCGAGUUGUCCUCAUUUGGCACCAACACCGCCGUCCUCCAAUCUCUCAUUGACGAAGCGAUGCGUCUGUCGUUGCAGCGCGACGAGGGCAAGACCGUGGUGUACAUCAAUGGAGAGGGCAGCUGGACACGCUUU
Molecule: messenger RNA, 621 nt
Organism: Acytostelium subglobosum LB1
Lineage: Eukaryota; Evosea; Eumycetozoa; Acytosteliales; Acytosteliaceae
Exons: 1
Source: RefSeq, a predicted model, not a curated record